Theobroma umbraticum is the source of this 2370-nucleotide messenger RNA. It is a transcript of the gene MPK17, whose product is annotated as MAP kinase 17. Gene Ontology annotation, biological process: protein phosphorylation. Gene Ontology annotation, molecular function: ATP binding; MAP kinase activity. The record is from RefSeq and is a predicted model, not a curated record. Lineage: Eukaryota; Viridiplantae; Streptophyta; Magnoliopsida; Malvales; Malvaceae.
GAGUUAUGGGCCGCGAUUAGGCGAAUGGCUAUGGUAGAAAGGGCGCCUAACAGAGGCAGAGGGCAGCGUUUUCCGUGGUACGCCGCCCUGUCAAAAUCCAAAUCCUGCCCUUCGCUCUCUCCUUCUGAUCAAUUUAAUAUUUAUUGCGAUCUUAUUCCACUAUAAUUGAAACGACGUCAUCCCCUCACCCAUUUCCAAUCCCCUCUCUCCCUUCUUCUUUAUUGCUCCCGCAAAUGUGGGGAUAAGCAGUUGAGUUUUGACAUGUUCAAGUUUUGUCAGCAUCCGCUUGAUUCGGGAUAUGUGCGCACAUACGUAUGAAUAUACGCUAACGUGGUGUAUUUCUACGUAUGAGGUGUUGGAGGUGCUAUCUGAGCAGUUGAUAUCUUCCUCUCCGUGACUAUUUAAAGCUCGUGUCUCCAAUUUUCUGGCUUUUUCAGCUUCUGGCUUGGAGUCGUUCGCCUACAAAAAAAAAAAAAAGAAAAAUGUUUGACAAAGACUUUUUCACUGAAUAUGGUGAGGCAAGUCAAUAUGAAAUAAAGGAAGUAGUUGGCAAAGGGAGUUAUGGUGUGGUUGCAUCUGCAAUAGAUACUCACACUGGAGAGAAGGUAGCUAUUAAGAAGAUGACCAACAUCUUUGAGCACACCUCUGACGCUACACGCAUUCUUAGAGAGAUCAAACUCCUACGGCUGCUGCGACACCCAGAUAUAGUUCAAAUAAAACACAUAAUGCUUCCUCCAUGUAGAAGAGAAUUUAAAGAUAUAUUUGUUGUUUUUGAGUUGAUGGAAUCUGAUCUUCACCGUGUUAUAAAGAUAAAUGAUGAUCUAACCCCUGAACAUCAUCAAUUUUUCUUGUACCAGCUUCUUCGAGGUUUAAAAUACAUUCACACAGCACAUGUUUUCCAUAGAGAUUUAAAGCCAAAAAAUAUACUUGCUAAUGCGGACUGCAAACUGAAGCUUUGUGACUUUGGACUCGCUCGGGUAUCGUUUACUGACGUUCCUUCUGCUAUUUUUUGGACUGAUUAUGUGGCGACUCGAUGGUAUCGAGCUCCUGAACUGUGCGGUUCAUUUUUCUCCAAGUACACUCCUGCUGUUGAUAUUUGGAGCGUUGGAUGUAUAUUUGCUGAGUUGCUUAAGGGAAAGCCAUUGUUUCCUGGGAAGAAUGUGGUGGAUCAAUUGGAUCUUGUCACUGAUUUGCUUGGCACUCCCUCUGCUGAAACAAUUGCAAGGAUUCGGAAUGAAAAGGCUAGAAAAUAUUUGAAUAGCAUGAGAAAAAAGAAACCAAUUCCUUUCUCAGAAAAAUUUCCAAAUGCUGAUCCAAUGGCCCUAAAUUUGCUUAAGCGUCUGAUUGCAUUUGAUCCUAAUGAUCGUCCAUCUGCUGAAGAGGCAUUAGCUGAUCCAUAUUUCCAUGGAUUGGCAAAUUUGGACAAUGAACCAUCCAUGAAACCCAUUUCAAAAUUUGAGUUUGAAUUUGAAAGAGGGAAAUUGACGGAAGAUGACGUCAGAGAGCUAAUUUACAGAGAGAUAUUAGAGUACCAUCCACAGAUGUUGCAGGAGUACCUUCAAGGCAAAGAUCAAAUUAGCUUCAUGUAUCCAAGCGGAGUUGAUCAGUUCAGGCGACAAUUUGCCUGUCUUGAGGAAUACGGCAAAAAUGAAAGAGGCAUUCUGCUCCAAAGGAAAUAUACGUCUUUGCCUAGAGAGCGAGUUUGCAAUGAAGAUACUGAUGAACAAUCAAAAAAGCGUACAGUGGCUUCUGCUAACCGUGCAACACUUCAAAGCCCUACAAAGUUGCAGGGAUCUGGGGAAUGGGAAUGUGCAAACCAAAAUGUUUCAGGGAUUCAUAACGCCUCUGCCAAACCUACACGCAGUGCUCAUCGCCUGUUGAGAAGUGAUAGCAUCAGUGCUUCAAGGUGUGUCGGUGUCAUUCGAAAACCUCGUGAGGUGCACAAUGAAGUACAGAAAGUGGUAGCUUAAUGUGCUUGAUAACGUGCGCUUGACAAAGAUAAUCUGCGGUGCUUUGUUUUCUUUUGCUAGGUCAACAACUCUCCUUCCAAGGUUCAUAAUCUGUCUUCUUAGGCCAUAAAAUUGUGGAAAGUUACUUGAGCUCUUGAAUUAUUAUUGGCUCUUUAAUGAACUAGUGUGUGGUGACCCUGCUGAUGUAGCAUGUAGCUGUUAUUUAUGAUUCUUCAGAGGAAGUUACUUACCUGUUUGCCUUUUAAGUUUAACAAAUUAUUUACUCAUCCCAAUGACAGCAACUUAAGGGAGGCAAUUCUUGUGGUCAUGAAUUGGGCCAUUAUUGUAAAGAUAAAAGCUUAUUUGCAGUCGAUAUUCAAUAGUUAACUAGGAUUCAGCAACAUUUUCACACGAUUCAAAA